Messenger RNA from Musca vetustissima, 1322 nucleotides. RefSeq names its product epsilon-sarcoglycan-like. Lineage: Eukaryota; Metazoa; Arthropoda; Insecta; Diptera; Muscidae. The coding region runs from base 1 to 1287 and encodes 428 amino acids. Gene Ontology annotation, cellular component: sarcoglycan complex; membrane. The transcript has 4 exons. Gene Ontology annotation, molecular function: calcium ion binding. The record is from RefSeq and is a predicted model, not a curated record.
AUGUGGAAAUUAAAAACGUUAUUAUGGCGUCAUUCAACGACGGCCUUGCUUUUAAUAUCAUGCUGCCUUUAUGCGACCUCGAACGGUCAAAUUGUGGGUCAAGCAUCGGUCGGCGAACUGUAUACAUUUAAAAUUGAACCAUCGAUGUUCAAUUGGACGCACCAGGUGAUUAAUGAACAAUUCCGCUAUACACCAUCGUUGAAGUCGUAUCCCGAUUUACCAUCAUGGAUGCGUUAUAUGUAUAGUCAUGAACAUCAUGCCGGUUUCCUGUACGGGACACCACCAGCCCGUUUGGCUGGUAAGAAAAUUACGCUGGAAAUUGUGGCAUUGAAUAAACAAAAUUAUGAGACAAGAAAUGCUCAGCUGGAUAUAGCUAUUGCUUCGAAGUUCCAUGCUCCCAAUGUGGUGCAAAUGAAAAUUGACAAUUUAAAUUGGGUACAUUUAAUGGAUCCUGGUAGGGUUGAGAAUUUACGUAAUAUUUUCCGUAAAGAUCUGUGGCCGGAAAGUGAAGCAGAUUUGAGUUUGGUCUUUAUGGAAUCGGCAGUGAAUAUGGGUGGACGUUUGCCAUUGAGGCCUCAACAGCAUGAGGGGGUUAUUGUUCACCUGGGUAGCUUUGCCAAAUUUUCGGAACGUCUAAAUCAGCUGCAGGAAGAAGUACGACCCCUUUACAAAUUGCCCUCAUGUACUUAUAAGCGCACCUCGGUACAGAAAAUAUUUGAAAAUGUUGGUUUCAAACUGGAUUGGUGUGCCUUUAAAAUGGUUGGCACUGAUUCGACACCCGAAGUUCUACAUCACAAUCAUGAUUCGGCGGCUGCUAAUGGCAAUAACAAUAAUAAUAACAACAAUAGAGUUAUUGGUCAUAGUGAAAUGUUAAAUUUGAAACGACGUACAGAUCGUUGGCAUGGUAUGGCCCGUGAGGAUGUUCCCAUACGCAAUUAUAUCGAUGAGUUUGCAUUUGCCUUUGCCAUACCGACUGUUCUCUUUGGGCUGCUUUGUGGCAUACUAACGGCCACAUUGUGUUUCAGACAUCAGAAAUUCUACAAGGAAACUUAUCCCACAACAUCAUCCACGGUACAAAUGGUACAGUAUUCCGAUACAAAUUCUCAACCGGUUACCACUUUGAAAAGUCUUAAGGAUCCCAAUUGUUUGUUGGAUAAUACCAGUGUUCGCUCACAAAGUCCCACCAGUUUCUAUCAAACUGAGAGUCCAUCUAAUACAUACCUAAGGCCAAAGCCACCACCAUAUAAGGCCGGCACUCUAACACGUAGCGGUGGUGUGGAUAUAUGACAACCAACUUCGACUAGUCCACGUAUUUUGUACUG